AUGAGUAACGAGUACGCCUACCGCAAGAUUGACAUCGACGCGCUCGAAGAGGAGAUCCUCCUCCCCUCGGACCUGUAUGAGCCUGACCCGCGCGGGCCAGAUGGCGCGUACGCCGAGGCCCAGCAUCGGAGCCAGGAGUGCCGGAACUUGGUGUCCAAGGGUGACAUCGGGGGCGCAUUGUCGACGAUCCUCACGAACCCACCGUACGGCGAGGGGGUGGACCAGGCCAAGGAACUCACAACCCAGGCUGUCGUCCUGAUCCUCAACUCGACGCGGGCGGCUGACAUCCCCAACGCCAUCAAGGGGCUCGACCACGAGCAGCAGGCGUACCUCAUGGCAUAUCUAUACAAGAACAUGGCUGCGUUGGGCAACGGUGCCGACAUCCCGGGAUCUGUGCUCCUGACGUGGCACGAGAAGCUCGUCGAGGUCGCGGGCGUGGGCUGCAUCAACCGCGUCAUGGCCGACCGCCGCACGCUGUAG
Molecule: messenger RNA, 480 nt
Organism: Cutaneotrichosporon cavernicola
Lineage: Eukaryota; Fungi; Basidiomycota; Tremellomycetes; Trichosporonales; Trichosporonaceae
Gene: ARC15
Exons: 5
Coding region: 1-480 (159 amino acids)
Biological process (GO): Arp2/3 complex-mediated actin nucleation; regulation of actin filament polymerization
Cellular component (GO): Arp2/3 protein complex; cytoplasm; actin cytoskeleton
Molecular function (GO): actin filament binding
Source: RefSeq, a predicted model, not a curated record